This is a messenger RNA of Ctenopharyngodon idella (grass carp), 1166 nucleotides long. RefSeq names its product gastrula zinc finger protein XlCGF7.1-like. Gene Ontology annotation, biological process: regulation of transcription by RNA polymerase II. NCBI's taxonomy places the organism in Eukaryota, Metazoa, Chordata, Actinopteri, Cypriniformes, Xenocyprididae. Bases 33 to 986 code for a protein of 317 amino acids. Gene Ontology annotation, molecular function: DNA-binding transcription factor activity, RNA polymerase II-specific; RNA polymerase II transcription regulatory region sequence-specific DNA binding. The transcript is spliced from 2 exons. Gene Ontology annotation, cellular component: nucleus. The record is from RefSeq and is a predicted model, not a curated record.
UUUUAACUCUGUUAAUUAUUCUCUUCUUAAAGAUGGCGUUUAUUAAAGAGGAGACUGAAGACAUAAAGAUUGAGUUUAUUAAAGAGGAGACUGAAGACAUGAAGAUUGAGUUUAAUAAAGAGGAGAGUGAAGACAUGAAGAUUGAAGAAACAUUCAGAGUGAAACAUGAAGAUACUGAGGAACAAACAGACCUAAUGACACUGAAAGAGGCGAGUCAUGAAUUUUAUGAAAGGGAAGAAGAGAAAAAACAUUACGAUGAACAUCAUGAUUUCAUGAUUGGAGAAAGAUUGACGCAGGCUAAAAAGUCUUCCUCACAAAAAAGAGCUCAAAAGACAAGAACUAAAAGUUAUUUCACCUGUCAACAGUGUGGAAAGAGUUUCACAUUUAAAGGAAACCUUAAAGUCCACAUGAGAAUUCAUACUGGAGAAAAGUCUCACACCUGCAAACAAUGUGGAAAGAGUUUCAGUCAAAAAGGAAGCCUUAAAGUCCACAUGAGAAUUCACACUGGAGAAAAGCCUUACACCUGUCAAGAGUGUGGACAGAGUUUCACUGUAAAAGGAAAUCUUGUAGUCCACAUGAGAAAUCACACUGGAGAGAGUCCAUUCGCCUGUAAACAGUGUGGAAAGAGUUUCAGUGGAAAAGGAAACCUUGAAAUCCACAUGAGAAUUCACAAUGGAGAGAAACCUUUUACCUGCCAGCAAUGUGGACAGAGUUUCACACAUAAAGGAAACCUUAAAGUCCACAUGAGAAUUCACACUGGAGAAAAGCCUUACACCUGCACUCUGUGCGGGAAUGGCUUCACACGGGAACGAAACCUUAGGAAACACAUGAAUAUUCACACUGAAGAGAAGUCAUUUACAUGUGAUCAGUAUGGAAAGAGUUUCAUAUUUAAAGGUGACCUUAAGGGCCACAUGAGGAUUCACUCGAAAGAGAACGGUUUUGGAAGUCGUCACUGUGGAAAGAGCAGAGGUGUAAAGAGUAUCUGAAAACCAUACUUGAGUAAAAGUACAGAUACCUGACAGCAAAAAUUACUCCAUUACAACUUGAGUAAAAAUCUUGGAGUAUCUGAUUUUUAACAUUACUUAAGUAUUUUACUCAUAGGCUCAGAGAUGCACUAGUCCUCGACACCUGAGAGAAAUGCCAGUAAAAAUAAACAAUUGAUUUGA